AAGGAGGAACAUCAGACAGAAAUCAUGGGUGCUUUCCUCCAUUGGUCCACCUUUGUUGCUGUCAUUCUCCUGGUGAUCCAUGGAGGUUUGUGUGCGGAUAUCAUUGGAGGACAUGAAGUAAAACCACACACGAGACCAUUCAUGGCCCUGAUCAAGGGACCAAAAGGAAUCUGUGGAGGAGCCUUAAUCAAGGAAAACUGGGUCUUAACAGCUGCACAUUGUCCAGUGAAAAAAAGCAAAGUUGUUCUUGGAGCCCAUUCAUUGGAAAAAAGUGAAAAAGAACAGCAGACUUUUUGGAUUGCAAAAGACAUUCCUUAUCCAUGCUAUGACCCCAUUACCAAGGAAAAUGACAUUAUGCUGCUGCAGCUUCAGGGAAGAGCAAAACUUAAUAAAGCUGUGCAGCCAAUCCGUCUGCCUGCCUCAGAUGAUGACCCCAAAGCAGGAGCAGUUUGCACAGUCGCAGGAUGGGGUACAACUACCAAUCGUCGGAUGACAAGGCCUCCUGGCCUGAUGGAAGUCAAUGUCACUGUCAUCAGGAGGGAAAUCUGCAAUGAUAAAAAUCAUUAUAAUGGCAAACCUGCCAUAACAGGGAACAUGAUAUGUGCAGGGGCUAAGAAUGGAGGAAAAGACUCCUGUAAUGGGGACUCUGGUGGACCUUUAAGAUGUAAUGGUAUGAUGAGAGGCAUCACUUCAUUUGGGAAGCCAAGGAGCUGUGGAAAGGCUAAUGGCCCUGGUGUCUACACUCGACUCACAAAGCAAAACCUUGAGUGGAUAAGGAAAACCAUAGGGGGGGCCCAAUAGAUUGGUCUGGGGACAGGUGAUUUGUGUACGUGAAAUGGGUUUUUAAAAACAGCUUCAUUAGUCUGGUAAA
Messenger RNA from Hirundo rustica (Barn swallow), 871 nucleotides. RefSeq names its product granzyme A-like. Gene Ontology annotation, molecular function: serine-type endopeptidase activity. The coding region runs from base 25 to 801 and encodes 258 amino acids. The record is from RefSeq and is a predicted model, not a curated record. Gene Ontology annotation, biological process: proteolysis. NCBI's taxonomy places the organism in Eukaryota, Metazoa, Chordata, Aves, Passeriformes, Hirundinidae. The transcript has 5 exons.